CCACUCCCCCCUUCUCUCUCUCGCCUUGCCAAUCCGGUUCUUCCAUCCAGCCAGCCCAUGAUCCCCUCCGCCCCCGGCCGCCUCGCGCGUAUAUAAGCGGGCGCGCGGACCCCGACCGGCCGGGGACCGUGCGUUCCGAGCUGCUCGCCGUGCGGCCGUCUGCUUCCGUCCGGGGCGAUCGCGAUGGGGGACGACGAUGAUGCUUGCGAGGCGGCGCCGGCGCUGCAUGGCCGACGGCGGCGGGGUGCGGCUGCGGAAGGGGACCGCUGCGGAGGCGGCAGUUGGGUGUCUGGGAGCACGGCGGGGUCCGCGGCCGGGACGGUGUCUGGCGGAUCGUCGGCGACGACGUCGUCGCUCUUCUCGUCGACGUCGAGCCUCACCGACGAGGAGGAGGGCGGCGACGGCGCGACGUCGUCAUCCCGGCCGGAUCGUGACGUCUCCUCGUCGUCCUUGUCAUCCUUGACGUCGUCGGGGUCGGAAACGAUGCAGAUGGGCGGGGCCGCCGGGGGUCCGGCCGGGCCGCUCUACGCGCUGUCCACGAUGCUGGAGGAUCUUCCGGCUCUCAGAACAGGGCUGUCCAAGUACUACAAGGGAAGAUCCCAGUCCUUCACGUCGCUGGCCGAUGUUAGCUGUGUGGAGGAUCUCGCGAAGAAGACCGCCCCUUACACCAGAAGAAAGAAGCAGGCGCCCAGGUGCUACGCGGAAGUGCUGGGCGCGAAGAACCGGCUGUCAAAGACGAUAGCCAAAAAGGCGCCGAGGGGCAAGCCACCUGCAUACCAGGGCAAGAGAGAGAUGUACAGAUGCUAGGCCAUGGCAUAAAAAAUGUCGGCGGCUCAUGCCAAUGAAAUGAGAUGAGUACAGCACUGAGAACACGUUCAGUCGGCGACCUCCUUGUGUUCCCUCGUCAGUAGAGCUUUCUGAAAUCGUUUUAUUUGCCUCUCAUGUUCUGUGGUCACUGUCCAGUCUGUGUCUGCAUCCUUGAUUGGCUGAACUUAAAAGCAGAGUACAUUCUUGUCAAGCUUAA
Molecule: messenger RNA, 1024 nt
Organism: Panicum hallii
Lineage: Eukaryota; Viridiplantae; Streptophyta; Magnoliopsida; Poales; Poaceae
Exons: 2
Coding region: 184-807 (207 amino acids)
Source: RefSeq, a predicted model, not a curated record